AUGUUGCACGCGAUCGUCGCGGCUCGUUGUGUCCUGAUGCUGCUGCUUGGUCUGACGGCAAUGUGCUCAGCGACCCCGUAUGCUGACAUCUACCAGCAGGAGGACGAGUGCCACCUAAACCGCAUUACAGCCCUCAAGAAAUUGAUCAGCCCGUCGGCACUGAGGGAUCUGUGCAUAAACUGCAACUGGCAGCUUGAACUCAAGGAACUACAGACCGAUGACCACACAGACGUGGUGAUCAACGCUAUGAUUACCUGUCUGAAUGCGUUCUACAAGAUUUAUCAGCCGGAGUCAUCCAUCGACGAGUACUGGAAAAGUGGAAUCACCAAGAAAGGGCGACCAAUGAUCAGACUCGGAUGA
Soboliphyme baturini is the source of this 360-nucleotide messenger RNA. The record is from the annotation of a GenBank genome assembly. Lineage: Eukaryota; Metazoa; Nematoda; Enoplea; Dioctophymatida; Soboliphymatidae.